Orbicella faveolata is the source of this 3671-nucleotide messenger RNA. RefSeq lists its product as uncharacterized. NCBI's taxonomy places the organism in Eukaryota, Metazoa, Cnidaria, Anthozoa, Scleractinia, Merulinidae. Gene Ontology annotation, molecular function: calcium ion binding. The record is from RefSeq and is a predicted model, not a curated record.
AGUAGUACGUCAUAAGUGGCGAGAUUGCAAAAUAUACCGUCCAAUUAGAGUGGGCGGUAAUCAGGAGUAUAAUUGUUUUCACCUUUAUAUGAUCACAAUUUUAUAGUAACUAAUAACAAAUCGAAUAAAUUAUCGAUGGUAUUAACUCUUUUACGAACCAAUAAAUUUACAGGUGAUCCUGAAACAAAAGGUCGUCUUUCAUCAAAGUUUAUUGAUUCGAUGGAGUCGAACACUGUCCAUUGUUCCAUUGUCCACUUUAUAUCAGUCCAGUCUCUUUUCCAGAAUUUCCUGCCCCGUGCACGUACAUCUGACGUCAUGGUGUCCAGGACUCCGGUGAAAACAAUCAACAACAUGUCGGCCAUCGUAGACUGGAUUAGCAAGGAAGAAGCUCUCACGGACAUAUUCAACCGUUUUGAUACAGAUUUCACUGGUGAACUAACAGCUGAACAACUACAGGAGCUUCAUGCUGGCUUACGAGAUGGAGGAAUCAGUUUGCCGCAAGUAGAGGCUUCAAUAGAAGCGGUUUGUGCGGCCGAAACUUGUGAUCGGCAAGAACUUUACGAUGUCCUCAACGAGAUGGACCGUAGAUAUUAUCUUGUUAAGGACUUGCAAUGGGAAUUCGCUAUGCUGGACAGGGAAAAGAAAGGUGUUAUCAGUGAAAGAGAGGCAAGAUUCCUUUUUCAGGCUGUACACGACGAUUUUUUCUCACAUCGACGUUGGCUUAAAUUCCUCCGUGGUCGCGCUGCACCGGGUUCUGGAAUCAGCUUCGCGGAAAUUGAAGUUCCGCUCUGCGAUAUACCGACCAUGGAUUGGCUCGACGAAGAGAAACAAGACGAUGACAAAGCGAAGGAGGAAGUGUUGAGACGCAAACAGGAGAAAGAAAGAGCUGAGGAAGAGGAAAGAAAAGCCGCCGAGAAAAAGGCGAGGCUGGAGAAGGAGGCAGCGAGGAGGAGAGAAGAUGCUUCUAGGAAAAAGGCGGAAGCAGAGGCCGCUAAAUUAAAGGCUGAACAAGAGGAAGCAGAGAGGAGGGCGAGAGAAGAGGAGGAAGAAAGAAAUCGCAAGAAAUAUGAGGAGGAUAUGAAGAAGCUUAGCGAGGAGGAAGCAAAACUAAGGGAAGAAGAGGAGAGACUGAGACAGGAGGAAGCCCAGAGACUGGAGGAAGAAGACAGGAAGAGAAGGGAACAGGAAGAAGCAGCUCAGAAGUGGAAGAAAGAUGAACUUCUCAAACAGCAGGAACUGGAGCGUGAGAGGGAGGAGAGGGAAAGACAAGAAAGGGAACAACGUGAGAGGGAGGAAGCUAUGGAGGCUGAAGAUCUUGCAGAUGAAGCAGAAGAAGCAGAAAGAGCUGCAGCGGAAGCAGCUCGCUUAGCAGCUGAAGCAGCAAAGAAAGCAACUGAUGAGGCCGCUAGAAAGGCUGCUGAAGAAGCAGAAAAGAAAGCUCUUGCUGAAGCAAUGGCAAACAAGGAGAAGAAAUUGCGUGCCAACUUGAAGGGUGCGAAAAAAUCGAGAAAAAUUGACAGGUUGGAGGGCUCAAUCAAGGAAGCUAAAAAUGCUAAGAUGCCAGGGUUGAAGAAUGACAUUGAUGAUGCAGAGAAAACUCUUAAGAAUGUCCAAGCAGGGGAGGCACUUAGGAGCGCAAUAAGACGUCGUCACCUAGGUGACCUGGAGAAAUCAAUGGCUGAUAUUCGCAAAAAUGGUUGGGAGAAAGAUUGGGGCAUUGAGCUAAAAGAGGGAGAAAAGCUGGCUAAGAGGCUGAGACGACUUGAGAAACUGAAAGCAGAAAUCAUGGAACUUAAACAAAGUGUCAUUUCUGAGAUCAGGAGCUACCAAAAUCCACCUCCUGCAGUGCAUAAGGUUAUGAUUGCUACAUACCUGCUCCUGGAUUACCCUGAGAAAGAGUUACUAAACUGGAGGAACAUGCAAGCACUACUUGGCAAGACAGGCAAAGAAGGACUUAAACGUCAGGUCACUUCCUUAGAUCCCUUAAGAGUGGACAUGCCAAAGGCUGAUUAUGCUUUUGACAAGUAUCUCAAGGAGACUGAUCUGGAAACCAUAAGAGACACAAGUGCUGGAGCAGCUACUUUCUAUGUUUGGGCUACUAACAUGAUAGAGGAAGUCCAUGCUGUUGCUGAGCAGAAAGAAAAGUUACUUGAAGAAGAAAAGAAGAGAAAAGAAGAAGAAAAAGAAGAAGCUAGGAAGGCUGCAGAGAGAAAGAAAGCUCGAGAAGCUGCGAAGAAAGCUGCUCCAUUGACAAAGAGGACAUCGCAGAUGUCGUCAGGACGCAGGGCAUCAAAAGAUAUCGAAACAAGGGGUAGAAGCAACUCCAGGGGUAGAGAAGGGAGUAGAGACAACAUGAGUAAAUCCCCUGCCAGACCAGGUGUGGCUCGAAGAACAAGUAGCAAGUCUCCUGCUGCUCGAAGCUGAUGAUCUCGUCAUUAAUCUAAAAAUGACUUUUAAGUUUUUCAUGGCGAAAUCUGAGGGGAAGGGACUCCAAUAUAAAUGUGAUAUGCAUACCCUUCCAAAAAGGGGAACAUUGGGGAAACCUAACAAUUAUUCAAGUUGUAUUAAUUCUUACAUUUUAAUUGUUAGUUUCAUGCGGUAUUGUACAGGGCUUGAAUUCCAGCUUGCCCUUCGGAAAAGUGACUCUCAAAGUCUGCUUGCCCUGGGCAAGUCUUAUUUUACUUUCUUAUUUAGUUGGUCGACGACUUGUCUAAAUGAGAAAUUACUUGUCUGUGCAGAAAAUCUACUUGUCACAGACAACUGGGUGACACUUUUUUUGAGGGCUGUUGUGAUGUUCACCUAAUCUGCAAUUAUUAUGCAUUUGGGUGAAUGUUUUUCAUUACUGGAUGCUCUUAAAAACAAAUGUCAUAUAUCUCCUUUAAACAUUUCUCAGCCAAUCAAAGUGCUAAGAACCACAUUGUAAAUUAUAAUUAUGACACAGUUUGACAUCUCCAACUUCCACAUUAACCACAGUGGGGCAAUUUUUCUAUUUAAUAUAUUAUUUAUUUUUAUCUGACUAGUAAGCUGAUAUUUUUUAACGCAAAAAGUCCACUUCUGGUGCUUCAUUUGUCUUUUAGCCUUUGCUGGAAGUGAUAAGGAAAUUGAAGCACCCUUCAGGCUCAAAAAUGUACUUUAUCAUAAAUUAUAUCAAGAAAGAAACACAUUCUGUGAACAUAUGGUAAUAUUUUCAGUUAUUUUCUAAGGAUGGCAAGGUAAACAAGUAGACAUGGCAACAGCCUUUUGUGUAUGAUAAUUAAAAUCUGUGUAUAUGUAUAUACAUAAUUUGUUAGUGGUAUUUGGCAUUGACAAUGAAGCUCCAUGUACAUAUUAUAUACUACUGGUACGCAACUAUUAUGCAGGGGUUUUAAAACGUUUUACAAUUAGGUACCUUACAACUUUUACCAGUUAUUUUCUGUCUGCUUGAGAUGUUAUUAAUAAGAAAAGGGGAACUGAAAAACACAUAAUUAUAACUCUCUGAUUUGACUUAAACUUCUUAAUUGUGCCACAACCAAUCAGUUGGCAGAUCAAACUAAUGGGAUGAUGACCAUCUAGGUUAGCAGUUUAUUCAUUAGUAGGCUGAGAAAUAUAUAUUUUUUCACUUCCAGUAGAAUGACAUUCACACUCAAAGUGCAGCAACACUUCUAUUUUAUUAAACAAAAUGUUUUUAAUGA